UUGUGCCGUCGUCGCGCCCCGCUAGCCGAGCUGUAGCCAACUACACUAAACGUGCGUUGGCGGCGGCGCGGUGCAUGUGUCGCAGCAGCGUGCUCGGAUCGACAGCUGCGCAUCCCGCGCCCAGCAGGCACCUUCAAACCGGCGGGCGCGGCGGUGCGUCGACCACCGGCGUCUUGACGUCGUUCCAAAAGUCUUCGAGGUCCCCCACCACACGCAACGCAGCUGCACCGCCUGCCUCCGGUAGGUUGGGCUCCGCCGCAAAGCUACCGAGGAGCUUCAUCACGUUGAAGGGGGUCCACAGCCACUAUGGCGGAAGCACAUCAGGCUGUGGCCUUCAGCUUCACAGUGACCCACGAAGGUGUCAACAUCAACUAUGACCGUGAAGUGCUAUUGCUCGUGUGGCAGAGCGGCUUGCGCUCGUGGAAGAAGCGUGUGGCUCGCUUUUUGACCAACCUCUACAACGGCGUGUACCCGUCCUCCUACCGGAGCCUGUACCUCUUGCUCUCCAUAGUGACUGGCUUCUCGCUGCUUGAACGCGAUGGCGGGUUCACUCUGCGACUGGCGUCGGUCAUAUCCAGCCAGAAGACUGCGGCGGGUGCGUCGACGGCCCUUCUGCCGCGGUUGGCGGCGAGUGGAGUGACCAGCGUGGUGCUUUGGGUUCUUUGGAGCCUUGCACAGAGAUAUGCUCUCAAAGCACUGUUCCUCUACAAGGGAUGGAUGUACGAGAGCAGAGGCAGUGGCAGCAAGGUGUCCUUGCCAACACAGCUAUGGUUCUGUGCUGUCAAGUUGCUCAAGGGCCGGGAUCCACUGUUGUUCAGCUACCAGUCGACACUGCCCAAGCUACCACUGCCAUCGCUGGACGACACCAUGCACCGCUACCUGAAGUCUGUGAAGCCGCUGCUCGACGAGGCGAACUACGAGCGCAUGGAGGCACUGGCGGCCGAGUUCCGCAGCGGUAUUGCCAUCAAGUUGCAGAGAUACCUGUGGCUAAAGUCCUGGUGGGCGACCAACUACGUGUCGGACUGGUGGGAAGAGUAUGUGUACCUGCGAGGCCGCAGCCCCAUCAUGGUCAACUCCAACUUCUAUGCUAUCGACGCCAUCAUGGUGAAGAUGAACUCGAACCAGGCUGCCCGGGCGGCGAACCUGGUGUAUGCCUCGAUGCUCUUCCGCCGCGGCAUCGACACCCAGCAGAUGAGCCCCAUCAUGGUGCAGGGGAUCGUGCCCCUGUGCUCCCGGCAGUACGAGCGACAGUUCAACACCACUCGGGUCCCAGGUGUGGAGACCGACAGGCUGGUCCACUACCAGGACUCCCAGCACGUGGCGGUCUACCAUCGGGGCCGAUUCUUCAAGCUGUUCGUGUACCACAAGCACCGGCUGCUGCAGCCCUGCGACCUCCAGCGGCAGAUCCAGCGCAUCCUGGACCACACGGGCGAGCCACAGCCGGGAGAGACCCACCUGGGCGUCCUGACGGCCGGCGAACGGAGCCAGUGGGCGCACCUCCGCGAGACACACUUCCGCAAGGGCCUCAACCGCAUCUCGCUCGACGCCAUCGAGAAGGCUGCAUUCGUGCUCGUGCUCGACGAAGAUGAGUACCGGUACGACCCGAGCAAUCCAAACGAGUUGAACCGCUAUGCACGCGCCUUGCUCCACGGCCGCGGGUACGACCGCUGGUUUGACAAGUCCUUCAACCUCAUAGUGGGCAGCAAUGGACGGGUGGGCUUCAACGCGGAGCACUCCUGGGCCGAUGCUCCCAUCAUGGGCCACUACUGGGAGUACGUGCUGGCCCAGGACUUUUUCAUCCUCAAAUAUGAUGAAAACGGCAACACCAGGGGUCACUCUAGCCUAGAGCUGCCUGCUCCCAUACGGCUACGAUGGGACUUGUCUCAAGAUCUGAUUGAAAAGAUAGAGGAGGGUCUGCUGUGUGCACAAACGUUGCUCGAUGAUGUUGAUCUUCACCUGCUGACGCACACCGCCUACGGGAAGGGCUUCAUGAAGAGGUGCCGAUGCAGUCCCGAUGCCUACCUCCAGAUGGCACUGCAGCUCGCCUACUACAGAGAUGCCGGGCGCUUCAGCCUGACGUACGAGGCGUCGAUGACGCGGUUGUUCCGUGAGGGCCGGACGGAGACGGUGCGGCCGGUGACGUGCGAGUCUCGGGCCUGGGUGCUGGCCAUGCAGGACCCAAAUGCCACACUGCAGGAGAAGCGGGACAAGCUCGGAAUUGCUUGCAAGCGGCACCAAAAAGGAUACCAAGACGCCAUGUGCGGCAAGGGCAUCGAUCGGCACCUGUUCUGCCUGUACGUGGUCUCCAAGUACCUGGAGGUGGACUCUCCGUUCCUCCGCGAGGUGCUCAGCGAGCCCUGGCGCCUGUCCACUAGCCAGACGCCUCACAACCAGACAAGCUUGCUUGACCUCAGCAAGUUUCCAGACUUCAUCUCGGCUGGUGGUGGCUUCGGCCCUGUGGCCGACGAUGGCUACGGUGUCUCGUACCUUAUUGCCGGAGAAGACCACCUCUUCUUUCAUGUGUCCAGCAAGCGCUCCUCGCCAGAGACUGACUCGCUCCGGUUCGCCAACCACAUUGAGCAGUCACUCAAGGACAUGAAAGCCCUUUUUGACUGAUAGCGCGCUUGUACCGCACAGAAGCCAGCCAAGCCCAGUGGGGAGGGCCUUCCUCGUCUUUGAGUGUGGCCUACAGCCCCCAUUUUCCCUCCAGCCCUAUCAAUGCAACUGCGGCAGACGCUUGUUAGUCCGCAGCAACCCUUUUUAACUCGCGAGUUUUACUAAAAAAAAAAAUGUGUUGCCUGCAAGCACAUAGCAACAGACUGAUGGCCAAGCUGCUGCGAGCCAAGAGAGUUUUGAGAUGUGCACUUGCAGUGUGCAGCUGGUUGUGAGAGGGAGUGUGAGAUGUGAGAGAGUGCAGUGAAUAGGCAUGUGUGGAUCUCACUGCCAACAAGUUUUACUUUCUCGCCUCUGGCCCGUCUUCAGUGUGAUGUGCCUCCCAAGGAGCAGUUGCAAGAAAUGGGGAGGGGGCACAUAUGUCUUGCAACAUCUGGGGUAGAGAGCAGCAAUACAUUGUUGGUGCGUUGUGGCAUGUGUGUCCUUUCAGAGCAGUGUUUUAUUUACAUGUGGGGACUAUGUUUUGUUGUAUGACCAUGGGGUACAAAAUAAAGCAAUGCAAAACUUGC
Molecule: messenger RNA, 3182 nt
Organism: Rhipicephalus sanguineus (brown dog tick)
Lineage: Eukaryota; Metazoa; Arthropoda; Arachnida; Ixodida; Ixodidae
Gene: whd
Product: carnitine O-palmitoyltransferase 1, liver isoform
Exons: 11
Coding region: 307-2616 (769 amino acids)
Biological process (GO): carnitine metabolic process; fatty acid metabolic process
Cellular component (GO): mitochondrion
Molecular function (GO): carnitine O-palmitoyltransferase activity
Source: RefSeq, a predicted model, not a curated record